This is a messenger RNA of Emiliania huxleyi CCMP1516, 1588 nucleotides long. RefSeq lists its product as hypothetical. The record is from RefSeq and is a predicted model, not a curated record. The transcript has 6 exons. Lineage: Eukaryota; Haptophyta; Isochrysidales; Noelaerhabdaceae. The annotation marks the transcript as partial.
UCUCGGCGCCUUGGCGUCGAUCGCUCGCGACGGUUUCGUGUCGACCAACACGGUGCGCAACGCGGCCCAGUUUGGCAAGGGCAUCUACCUCUCGCCCGUUGGCUCGGGCGGCAGGGCCGGCAUGAUGGCCGCUUCGCCUCAGUACGCCUCGAGAGACGCCGAUCGGGUGCAGCACGUCCUCUUUUGCGAGGUGCGCGACGGCGGCUGCGCGGGCUCCGACCAGGACAAGCCGUCUUCGGAGCACGUCGACACGGGGGUGGACACGCUCGUCAAAAGGACGGAUGGCACCGUCGACUACACCAAGGCCGUCCGGCUGGUCGUUUGGACCAAUAAAAUGAAUGAGUUCAUCCUGCCCGUGGCCGUCGGAGCCAAGCGCUCGGCACCCGACGGCGACCAGAGCACCGCGGGCUCCGACGGUCUGUCCGCCGUCAGGGUCGAGCCAAAGGCGCUCAACCGAAAGCCACCGUGCGACCAGAUCCCGUUCCCGGACACGCUCCGGUCCACGCUCGCGGCCGGAGUGCCGGCGGCAAGGCACGCGCAGCCCGGCGGUGGUGCGACUCCGUCCCUCGAGGCGGGCGGCAAGUUCAGCGGGACGGCGGGCGCAGCCUCUGAGGGCGGCGGCGGCGCCUGCAGCUCGCACGGCAGCGCCGCCGGCCACGGCGCUGGCGUCAACGGCGGCGUCAAUGGCGGCACCAACCUCGGCAAGCGCGCCAACCUCAGCAAAGGCAGCAACGGCAUCGGCAAGGGUGCCGGCCACGACUCCUCCGGCGGCGCAAACGGCGCGAGCGACGCGAGCGACGCAAACGGCGCAAACGGCGCAAACGGCGCAAACGGCGCAAACGGCGCAAACGGCACACAUGGAGCUCACGGCACAAACGGUGUGGAGAGUGAGGAGGGCACAGAUGGCGGCGGCGGUGGCGGCGGCGGCGGUGGCGGCGGCGGCGGGGGGGGGGGGGCGGCCCGACCACCCGCGCCGCAACGGGAGGGGGCCAUCAACGCCGAGGGUCACAUGGGGGCAAUGGCGGAGCCGGGGCUGCCCGGCGAGGCGGCCCUGGACAUGGAGGCGCUCGGCAGCUACGCGGGCGUGGUGACGCGGGCGAGCGGGAUGCACGUCCAGGUCCUCUUUGACGAGGACCAGCAGCGGUACUGGUUCCCGGCCGACCGUGUGCAGCACUGGCUCGUGUCGCUAGACGCCGGAGACGGACCUACAGCCCCGCCCUUCCAAGACGCGGACUCGCCGCUGUUCGACUGCAUUGCAGCCGCACUCGCUGUACUCGCCGCCGUUGGGAUCACGUGGGGUAGCGGGCUCCUCUCGCCACUCGGCGCAGAGACAGAGCUGCCGCCGCCGCCGCCGCCCUCCAAGCCCUGCCAGAAGAGGAAGGGGCGGCCGUCGCCAGCAGGGUGGCCGAGCGGCGGCGGCGGUGGCGGCGGCGGGUUGGCGGCGGGUGGCGAUGGCGCGGCGGCGGACGGCGACGGCGGCGGCGAUGGCGAUGGCGACGGCGACGGCGACGGCGACGGCGAGUUCACUAUUGAGGAGUUCUCCACGCGCGAUGAGCUGCUGCUGCAUGGGGCUCCGGCGCGCCAGUGA